Punica granatum (pomegranate) is the source of this 2503-nucleotide messenger RNA. The record is from RefSeq and is a predicted model, not a curated record. Lineage: Eukaryota; Viridiplantae; Streptophyta; Magnoliopsida; Myrtales; Lythraceae.
UUCCUUCUCCGGGUCUGCUCCCCGUUGCUCGAUGGCUGCUGAUCUGCGGUGGCGGUCUCCGAUCCUUCCGCCGCCUCUCUCUAUCUCUGCGACGGCUGCUGAUCUUGCCCCGGCAGAUUCAAGCCUCUGAUUCCUUCCGUCUCUCUCUCUCUCUCUCUCUGCUUUGUCUUCUCCCUCUGGCCGGUCUACUAUCUGCGACGGCGGCCUCUCGGCAGCUGCCAAAUCACUGCACAGGUGAACUCCGAGAGGUAACGAUUUUGAUUUCGAUUUCGGGGUUUUGUGGUGUGUUGAUUGCUGGACGCGUCUCAUCAUUAUCGGUGAGUGAAUUCAAUCAUUUCAUGGUUGGUUUGAAGUUAUUUGGGCGACUCAGCCGCUCCCAUUCGAGCUCUGUUAGUGAAAUUCAAGCUUUUCAUGCACAUCAGCAGCACUGAUGAUAUGUGCAGCAUUGAUGAUAGUAGCAACAGACUUAAUACUUGAUACAUUCCAUGGCGCGAGCUUACUGGUCCAUCUCAGUCCUACGCCAUGGCCACGGCGCUCCGCUGAGACCCGCUGCCCUAAUUCGGUUCCUCAGCACAGAGCCUGGAGUUGAUGCCGAAAAACUCAAUUCGAACGUUAGCAUGUCUGAGAUUGCCAAAAGGGUUUGUCACAUUACGAGGACUCGACCUAGAUGGGAGAAGACCCUGGCCUCGGAUUUCCCUUCCUUUGAUUUCUCCAAUCCGGUGUUCUUGCAAGAGCUGUUCAAGAACCAGAGUAAUUUGCUCAUAUCUAUCAGGUUCUUUUACUGGUCUCUCUCCCAUUAUGGUGCCCGGCUCGACCCCGGUUCCUGCGAGUUGCUCUUCGAUUCGCUUGUGGAGGCCCAGGCUUGUCAUGCUGCGAAGUCGUUCAUUGCUCAGACGGGUUUUGCUCCCCAAGCUGCCUCGCUUGAACGGUAUGUUAUUUGUCUCUUCAAGGGGGGCUUAGUUGAUGAUGCAAUGGAUGCGUUCCGCAGGUUGAAGAAAAAGGGACUUACCCUUAAGUCCAAGACGUGGAAUGUGGCGUUGUCAGCAUGUGUCAAGGCCGAGAGGACUGGCCUCGUGUGGGAAUUGUACAAGGAGUUGGUGGCAUCGGGUAGUUUAGUUGACAUGGGAGAGGAGACUGUCGGGCAUCUCAUUCGAGCUUUUUGUCUCGAUGGAGAAGUGUCGAGGGGUUACAAGCUGCUCAGGCUGGUCUUGGAAGAUGGGCUGGUCCCUCGACCGGUGGCCUUCAAUGUAUUGAUCUCUAGUUACUGUAAAAGGCGUAAAUUCGAUCGAGUGUCUGAACUCCUGCACUUAAUGAUUGAGAAGAACUGCACUCCUAGUCUUCCCACGUAUCAGGCAGUCAUUAACGGGCUGCUCAUGCGAUGGCAGCAGUUUGAGGCUCUUCGUGUUUUCAAUGAAUUAAAGGACAGAGGCUAUGCCCCAGAUCGGAUCAUGUAUGCAACUAUGAUUCACCGCCUUUGCGAGAUUGGAUGGGUUUGGGACGCGAGGAAGUUGUUGUAUGAGAUGAUCAGUAAAGGGUUUCUCCCAGAAAACACCAUCUGUAGAAUGAUCAACGCAUUCUUCAAGGUCGGUAACGUCGAAGUUGCCCGCAAGCUAUUUGCCCAGCUGUCAGAUAAGGGUCUUGGAGGAAGAACCAGCAUUUACGACACGAUGAUUUGUGGGUUGAUUUUCCAUAAAAAGAUAGAAGAAGCAUGGGACUUGUUUCAGGAAAUGCCCCAGAAGGGCAUUGCCCGUGAUUACUUGACAUACUAUGCGUUGAUUGGGUACUUUUUGGCAGAAGGGGAGAAAAAGGAGUGCAGAAAGCUCUGUAGAAAGCUCUUUGAUGAAGCCAUUGCGCAAUGUCUCUUGAAAGAGAUGGGGGAUGUAGAAGGAGUAAAGGUACUUUUGGAACAGAUGAAAAAGCAGCGCUUCACUCCAUUGCCUCUGGAUGAUCUUCUCAUUUGGGGAUUGUGCGGAAAAGGGCUUGCUGCUGAAGCAAGGGAUGGGCUUGUGAGCAUGCGAAAGAGAGAGAUCAAACCUCGGAUGGAAACCUUCGCGAGACUGCUUAAGUGUCUUACGGAAGGGAAUAGCGUCAAUAAUUCAUUUGCAGUCCUAGCUUUUAUGUUCAAGGCAGGUUGUCACAAAGUCGUAAGACGUCCACUCAUCCACAAGCUCCGUCAGGGGGAGUCGGGUCUCAUCGAAACAUAAAGAUUCAGCUGGAGUUUUGUCUAGGAGUAAAACGGUUCUGUUCCCAUUAAUGAUGUUCCAAACCAGCGAUACAUUACACUGAACGAUCCAUGCUGACCGAAGAUUCCGACAAAUGACAUGAUACAUACAUGAAAAUAUGGAGCAACAAUGAACUGCUAGUCUGCAAGUUGUUGUCAGCGGGUUGUUGAUGCGGGGAGGAGGGGGAGCGCUGGGGAUUGGGGAUUGAAAUUAAUUAAGAACAAGAAUAUUUCGGGACAUUUACAUUAUUUCUCAUAUGUAAUAAAAUUGAGAUAUGUGGA